Gadus chalcogrammus (walleye pollock) is the source of this 5536-nucleotide messenger RNA. RefSeq names its product collagen alpha-1(XI) chain-like. The record is from RefSeq and is a predicted model, not a curated record. Gene Ontology annotation, molecular function: extracellular matrix structural constituent. NCBI's taxonomy places the organism in Eukaryota, Metazoa, Chordata, Actinopteri, Gadiformes, Gadidae. The transcript is spliced from 67 exons. Bases 1 to 5514 code for a protein of 1837 amino acids.
AUGGGUUUUAGCCAGGAACAGAAGCAUGCUGCUGAAUGUCUAACCGUAUUCUAUGGGACCGUCUCGCUGUCCUUCCCAACACUGAACCCUUGUUCUCCUUGUGCUUCCACAGCCCCGCCUGUGGAUGUCCUCAAGGUUCUAGACUUCCACAGCUCCCCAGAAGGAGUCCGCAAGGCUCCAGGCUUCUGCGCGGUCCGGAGGGGCUCCAAACCCGACGUGGCCUUCAGAGUGGGCAAGACCGCCCAGAUCAGCGCCCCCACCAGACAGCUCUUCCCAGGAGGAGUCUUCCCAGAGGACUUCUCCAUCCUGUUCACGGUGAAACCCAAGGUGGGCCUGCAGUCCUUCCUGCUGUCCGUGUACAACCAGCAGGGCAUCCAGCAGCUGGGAGUGGAGGUGGGCCGUGCCCCCGUCUUCCUGUACGAGGACCAGAGUGGCAAGCCCGCCCCCGAGGAGUACCCCCUCUUCCGAUCGGUGAACCUGGCCGACGGGAAAUGGCACCGCGUGGCCAUCAGUGUUGAGAAGAAGACUGUCACCAUCUUUGUGGACUGUAAGAAGAAGGUGACCAGGCCGCUGGCCAGAGGCGACCGGGCUGUCAUCAACACAGAGGGCAUCACUGUGUUCGGCACCAGGAUUCUGGACGAGGAGGUCUUUGAGGGGGACAUCCAGCAGCUGCUGAUCGUGGAGGAUCCCCGGGCGGCCCAGGACUACUGUGAGCACUACAGCCCCGACUGUGAGACCCCCAGCCACGUCGACAAGCCCCAGGCCCAGGAGCCCGAGGAGGAGUACACCAACUACGACUAUGGAGAGUUCUACGAGUACGGGGAAGGGGAGGCGGCCAGCCAGGCCCCGCCCACAGAACCAUCCCGGACCGAGACCAAAGCGGAGGAGUACUACACAGGGGAGUACGACUACGGCACCGUGGACGGCAGCCAGACGGACCCGCAACCCGACAGCACCACACCUGACCAGACCUACGAGGAGGAGAUCGUCGACGAUUACAUCACCGGCGUGGAGCAGGUGGGGGCGGAGCCUACCACCGGCGCCGAAACCGACUACAAGGGGCCCGUGGGUGGCGAGGAAGACUACAAGGGCCCUGUGGGAGCCGAAGAGGACGUCAAGGGGCCCGUGGGCGCCGAGGAAGAUGUCAAAGGCCCCGUGGACGGUGACGCGUACGGGUUCCAGGAGUACGACAUGAAGGAGUACGACAACAAAGGCCUUGACGACUACGGCAGCUACGGCCCCGACGACGUCAAGCCCACCGAGGCUGCGUACGAUGACGAUUUCGGACCCGGCAUCCCCGCGCAGACCGACAUCCGGGAGAGCGACCUGGGUGGACGCCACCAUGGAGAGAAAGGAGAGAAAGGGGAGCCUGCCGUCAUCGAACCUGGUAUGCUUAUUGAAGGACCCCAAGGAGUGCCUGGCCAAGCAGGUAUACCUGGUACCCCAGGGCUGCAGGGUCCCCCCGGCGCCCACGGAGAUCCUGGAGAGAAGGGUCCUCCAGGGCGUCCCGGUAUUCCCGGUUCGGACGGUGUUCCGGGUCCUGCUGGUACCAUCCUGAUGCUGCCGUUCCGCGCCGGAGGAGAGUCCCACAAGGGGCCAGUGGUCUCCGCGCAGGAAGCCCAGGCACAGGCGAUCCUGGCCCAGGCUAGGCUGACUAUGAGGGGUUCUCCGGGGCCAAUGGGAAUGUCUGGCAGAUCUGGACCUGUGGGAGGUCCUGGUUCCCCUGGACUUAAAGGCGAUGGUGGUGACUCCGGUCCACAGGGUCCCAGAGGUCUCCAGGGCUCCAACGGCCCAUCAGGGAAAUUAGGAAAGAGGGGUCGCAAUGGAGCCGAUGGAGCCCGAGGCAUGCCUGGAGAGGGUGGAGGAAAGGGUGACCGUGGUUUCGACGGUCUCCCGGGUCUACCUGGAGAGAAGGGACACAGGGGGGAGCAUGGUCCCACAGGAUCUCCAGGAGCUCCAGGAGACGAUGGUCCAAGAGGAGAGGACGGACAGGUCGGACAGAGAGGCAUGGCCGGAGACAGCGGACCCCGGGGUCUGCUGGGUCCCAGAGGGUCUGUCGGAACUAACGGACAGCGCGGUAUGCCUGGACUUGACGGUCAUGCCGGUCCUAAAGGAAACAUGGGUCCAGGAGGAGAACCAGGACCACCUGGACAACAGGGUCUCGCCGGGCCAAAUGGUCUCAUCGGUCCUCAAGGUCCGAUCGGGGGUCCUGGUGAAAAAGGACCUUCAGGAAAACAGGGUCUGGCUGGCCUGGGCGGAGCUGAUGGGCCCCCUGGUCACCCAGGGAAGGAGGGACCCCCUGGCGAGAAAGGAACAGUUGGUCAUCCUGGUGGCAUGGGAUCUAUCGGCUACCCCGGGCCUCGUGGUGUGAAGGGUGCGGAGGGCAUCAGAGGUCUUAAAGGUGGCAAAGGAGAGAAGGGAGAAGAUGGAUUCCCAGGCUUCAAAGGAGACAUGGGCAUCAAGGGCGACAAGGGAGAGAACGGUGUCCUCGGACACAGAGGAGAGGACGGACCCGAGGGCCCUAAGGGCAAGUCCGGCCCCGGCGGCGAAUUAGGACCCAUCGGAACAGCCGGAGAAAAGGGGAAACUUGGUGUCCCUGGAUUGCCUGGAUACCCUGGUAGACAAGGCUCCAAGGGAUCCAACGGCUUCGUCGGGUUCCCAGGGGCCAACGGAGAGAAGGGCACUCGGGGACUGGCUGGUAAAUCGGGGCCUAGAGGGCAGCGUGGGCCAACGGGUCCCCGCGGAGGUCGUGGUGCCAGGGGCCCCACAGGGAAACCAGGAGCAAAGGGAACCUCUGGCAACGAUGGGCCCCCAGGCGGAUCCGGAGAGAGGGGACCCCAAGGCCCCCAGGGACCAGUCGGCUUCCCAGGACCCAAAGGACCAAACGGCCCCGCGGGGAAGGACGGGCUCCCCGGACACCCCGGACAGAGAGGAGAGACGGGUUUCCAAGGAAAGACCGGCCCCCCAGGACCAGGAGGUGUUGUUGGGCCCCAGGGCCCUACCGGAGAGACAGGGCCCAGUGGAGAGAGAGGACACCCAGGCUCCCCAGGACCCCCUGGUGAGCAGGGUCUACCCGGAGCGGCUGGCAAAGAGGGUGGCAAGGGAGAUCCUGGCGGCAUGGGCAUCUCAGGGAAGUCGGGCCCUCCUGGUCUGAGGGGCUUCCAGGGUACACGAGGUCUUCCAGGGGCCAUGGGUCCAGCUGGCUUGAAGGGAGGAGAAGGCCCCCAGGGAGCCCAAGGCCCCAUCGGCUCCCAAGGAGAGAGAGGGCCCGCCGGCCCCGGUGGCGCCAUCGGUCUGACGGGACGCAACGGCCCCCAGGGGCCCCCCGGCCCCGCUGGAGAAAAAGGAGGACCUGGAGAGAAAGGGCCCCUAGGCCCAGCCGGUCGCGAUGGCAUCCAAGGGCCAGUCGGCCUGCCCGGUUCCGCCGGCCCACAGGGACCUCCCGGAGAGGACGGUGACAAGGGAGAGGUUGGUGGUCCCGGCCAGAAGGGAGGCAAAGGAGACAAGGGUGAACUUGGACCACCAGGCCCUAGUGGCCCCCAGGGUGUGAUCGGAGCUCCAGGACCCGCAGGUACCGACGGCGAGGCAGGUCCCAGAGGUCAGCAGGGCAUGUUUGGCCAGAAGGGAGAUGAGGGCUCUCGUGGAUUCCCAGGUCUGCCCGGACCCAUCGGACUGCAGGGUCUGCCCGGCCCCCCCGGUGACAAAGGAGAGAACGGCGACGUCGGAGCGAUGGGUCCACCCGGGCCCCCUGGCCCCAGAGGUCCCCAGGGGCCGAGCGGAGCCGACGGUGCACAAGGACCACCUGGUGGUAUCGGUUCCAUGGGAGGCAACGGAGAGAAGGGAGAGCACGGGGAGUCAGGCAACCCAGGACCCGCCGGAGAGCCUGGCAUGGGGGGCCCCAGAGGAGAAACCGGCGAGAAAGGUGAAUCCGGACCGCCCGGAGCCGCAGGCCCCGCUGGCGGUCGCGGCCCCUCCGGUGACGACGGCCCCAAGGGAAACCCUGGGCCGGUCGGAUUCCCCGGAGACCCAGGACCCCCCGGAGAGGCUGGUGUCGCUGGAUUGGACGGUUUAGGAGGAGACAAGGGAGAUGACGGAGACGCCGGUCAACCUGGACCUCCUGGUCCAUCCGGGGAGGCUGGAGUACCAGGCCCACCUGGCAAACGGGGUCCCUUGGGGCCAGCAGGCCAGUCGGGUAGACAAGGUGAAAAGGGAUCCAAGGGAGAGUAUGGAGCAGAGGGACCUGUGGGUAAGACAGGACCAGUUGGAGCACAGGGACCCUCUGGGAAAGCAGGUCCUGAAGGACUGCGUGGUAUCCCCGGGCCCGUGGGAGAACAAGGACUUCCGGGUUCUUCAGGUCAAGACGGCCCUCCCGGACCCCUGGGACCCUCCGGUCUCCCGGGCAUGAAAGGCGACUCGGGCCACAAAGGAGAGAAGGGUCACCCUGGUCUAAUCGGUCUGAUCGGACCCCCCGGUGAGUCAGGAGAGAAGGGAGACCGCGGCUUGCCAGGACCCCAGGGUACCGGUGGAGGAAAGGGUGACGCCGGUCUCGGCGGCUCUUCCGGACCUCUCGGACCUCCCGGCCCACCCGGUAUUCCCGGCCCCCAUGGCUCAAAGGGAUCCAAGGGGUCGUCUGGAACCAGCGGUCAGAAGGGAGACACUGGAUUGAUUGGACCCCCAGGACCACCUGGUCCCCCCGGCGACAUCAUCCAGCCCCUGCCCAUCCAGCAGGCCUCCAGGAAGAACAGGCGGCAGGCGGACCAACCCCAGGCCGACGAGCCACUGGCCGACUACGGCAUGGACGCCGCGUACUCGGAGGGCAUGGAGGACGUGUUCGGCUCCCUCAACAACCUCAAGCAGGACAUCGAGCGCAUGAAGUUCCCCAUGGGCACCCAGGACAACCCGGCCAGGACCUGCAACGACCUGCACCUCAGCCAGCCCGAGUUCCCAGACGGUGAAUACUGGAUCGAUCCCAACCAGGGAUGCAUAGGGGACGCCAUUAAGGUCUUCUGUAACUUCACAGCCGGCGGCGAGACCUGUAUCUUCCCAGACAAGAAGUCUGCAGGAGUAAGGAUUUCCAACUGGCCCAAGGAGGCUCCAGGUUCAUGGUUCAGUGAAUUCAAGCGUGGCAAGAUUCUGAACUACGUGGACGUGUCGGAGAACACUGUCAGCACGGUGCAGAUGACCUUCCUGAAGCUGCUGAGCUCCUCGGCGCGCCAGAACUUCACCUACAUCUGCCACCAGUCGGUGGCGUGGUACGACGCCAAGGCCGACGACUACAACAAGGCGCUGCGCUUCCUGGGCUCCAACGACGAGGAGUUGUCCUACGACAACAACCCCUUCAUCAAGCCCCUGUCGGACGGAUGCUCGCAGAGGCAGGGCUACUCCCGCACCGUCCUGGAGAUCAACACCCCGCGCAUCGACCAGGUGCCCAUCAUCGACGUCAUGCUCAACGACUUCGGGGACUCGAACCAGCGGUUUGGCUUUGAGGUCGGCCCCGUCUGCUUCCUCGGCUAGACCCCCCCCCCCCCCCCCCAAG